UCGCUUGCCAGACUCUAGCUUCUCGUAGCUGAAACAAUUUUUACAAUCGGUCUAAUAGUUUUAGAACCGUAAAUAUAAUAAAAAAAAGGGAAAUGUCAAUGUCAAUGUCAGCCACUCAAAUGUAAAUAUUUGCUCUUCUGUACGCGACUCUUUAAAUUAAUUAAAAUUUUUACAAAGUUAUUGUUAAAAGUAUUAUGUAAGUGCAAUAUAAUGUAUAUAUUUAUUUUUUGUAUAAAUUAUUACAGUUUAAACAAAAGACUUGAAAUGUAAGAAAAACUAAAAACGUGUCCAAUUUUGUGCAAAUUAUUGACGAAUUUAAAUUUAUUCCGCAGCUUAUAUAUUUGAAAUGGGAGAACGAAAAGGUCAAAACUUAUACUACCCCCCUGACUACGACCCCAAGGUCGGGGGGUUGAACAAAUUCCUUGGUACUCAUGCAUUGAGGGAACGAGCCAGAAAACUUCACAUGGGGAUUCUUAUAAUUCGCUUCGAAAUGCCAUAUAACAUCUGGUGCGACGGUUGCAACAACCACAUCGGUAUGGGUGUCAGAUAUAAUGCUGAGAAGAAGAAAAUAGGCAUGUAUUAUACCACACCGGUGUAUCAGUUCCGAAUGAAGUGUCACCUGUGUGACAAUCAUUUUGAGAUAAAAACAGAUCCUGGAAAUCUCGACUAUGUAAUAGUAUCAGGAGCGAGGCGCCAAGAAAAUAGAUGGGAUCCAACAGAAAAUGGGCAAAUAGUCCCAGAAACAAAAGAAACUCAGAAGAAACUCUUUGAUGAUGCUAUGUUUCGUCUCGAACACAAAACAGGGGAUGUAGAUGUGGCAAAGCAAGACAAACCAAGGCUCGGGAGACUUGUUGGUAGAAAUGAAACUGUUUGGAAAGAUGAUUAUGAUGCUAAUUGCCUGCUCAGAAGAAAUUUUAGGAAAAGAAGAAAAGAACUGGAACAAGCCUCUGUUAAUGACAGCCUACUUCUAGCAAAAUCCUCACUGAACAUAGAGCUGCUCCCAGAGAGUGAGGAAGACAGAAACUUGGCAUCUUUGUUAUCUUUGAGGUCUUCACACAGCAUAGAAGAGAAAGAGAGUCAAGUUAGAAAUAAAAUCAUGAACACACCAGCCUUACCAAGUUCUAGUGGUCUGUUGACCAAAUUUGGAGAGCUAAAAAAAGAAGAAUCAUUGAUUAAAAACUCACUAUUAACUAGAAAUUCUUUAGGCAUUAUGAUAAAAAAAGCAAAGCCAAAUACUGGUGAAACUAGAAGUCCAGAUAAAAUCAAUAUCACCCAAUUCCAUAAAGAAGAAUCAAAGGCCUGUAUAGAAAUGAAUUCAAAUGAAAUCAAAUUGGAUAAGUCUGAACCUGACUUUAAAAGUUACUCUGAAGUUGGAACUGAAACCAAAAAUAGUGUAAGCAAAAACAAUGAAAGCAAAUCAAGUACAUUAUCAUUGGUCUGUGACUAUAGUUCUAGUGGUGAAAAUUCAGAUUGACUAACUAGAGUAUCUUAUCGUAAUUUAGUAAGAAUACACAGCCUCCCUUUCAAGCAAAAGGUUUUUUUUGUUACUUUUUAAUUUAUAAAUCCAAACAACAAAUGUCUUUCUUUCCAGGUUUAUUAUAUUAUAUUCACAAGAGCUUUUAAAGAAAUCUACUAUAUUUCUAUAUAAUAGGUAGUAUAAUACUUUUUUUUUUAAAGAAAUUUAAGGUGUAGCUUUCUAUGCUGAUAGUAAUUUAUGAAUAUUAUAAUCUAUAUACUUUAGUAUGUUGUGUAUAUGUCGCAGCCAAGUGGUAUAAUCAGCCGACAAAUUGGGCGGCUAGCCCUCUAAUGAAAUUGAAUGGCGCCAUUCAAUUAAAGGGCUAGUCGCAAUAAAUAAUCAACCGACCAAUUGGG
Molecule: messenger RNA, 1872 nt
Organism: Diatraea saccharalis (sugarcane borer)
Lineage: Eukaryota; Metazoa; Arthropoda; Insecta; Lepidoptera; Crambidae
Source: the annotation of a GenBank genome assembly